Molecule: messenger RNA, 3843 nt
Organism: Hemibagrus wyckioides
Lineage: Eukaryota; Metazoa; Chordata; Actinopteri; Siluriformes; Bagridae
Gene: card14
Product: caspase recruitment domain family, member 14
Exons: 21
Coding region: 112-3075 (987 amino acids)
Biological process (GO): regulation of apoptotic process
Molecular function (GO): protein binding
Source: RefSeq, a predicted model, not a curated record
ACAUCAGGAGCACAUCCUCUACUUUGCGCUUCAGAUGUUGCAGUGCGGUUUCAGCUCUACAGAACUUGUGUGUGUGUGUGUGUGUGGUGAUCAUCGGAGUGUGUUGUCAUCAUGUCGGACAUGGCGCACGAGCCGUCGGACUUUAAGGACAUGGGCGAAGAGGAGCUGUGGGAUCUGAUUAACGACAACAGGCACGCGAUCUCUCUGGGAGUGCGCCCGUGCGUGAUCAUCCCGUACCUGCGGCAGGCGCGCGUGCUCAGCGACCUGGACGAGGACGAGAUCCUCACGUGCAUCAAGUUAAACAACCGCAGCAUGAGAACCAGUCACAUGCUGGAUCUGCUGCGUAUUCAGGGUCGUAACGGAGCCGUGGCUCUGCUGGAGGGUCUGAUGAUCCACUACCCUGUUCUCUACACACAGGUCACCGGCCGCAAACCCAGCACCGAGCCCAGCCGCUUCAGUGGGUUGAUCAAGUACUCGGAGCUGACGGAGUAUCUGGUUCGGGCCGUGACGGGGAUGCAGAAGGAGCUGCAGGCGGAGCGUCAGGAAGCGGCUCUGCUGCGCUCGCAGUGUUGCAGCCUGCAGACGGAGCUGGCCAGAGUCACACAGGAAGCAAAGGAGCAGAAAAACCUGCAGACUGAACACACACGCCUGCAGAAGUCCCAUGCAGACAUGCACAGAGAUCUGUUGAAGCUGAAGGAUGAGAAGUGUGAUCUGUAUGUACGAUACGCUGCGGCUGUGGAGGAGAAAUCAGAAGUGAACAUUCGUUGCAGAGAUCUCACUCUGCAGGUGUAUCAGCUGCAGUGUGAGUUGAGAAAGGCUCAGACGGAGACAGAGUUUCAGAGACAUCGCUCAGUGAAGAGAGCGUCCUCCAUCGAGACACAGCAGCUGCGUGAUGAGAUCAUCACACUGCGCAGACAACUGCAGCAAGCCGAGAACAUCACACCGGCACACCAGGAAAUCCUGGCUCAGGAUUUGGCAGAAGCGAGGGAUCGGCGCUCUGAACUCGCUGAGGAACUGCGGAGGCUUCAAGACGAUAACGAGGCUCUAACGAGAGAGAGAGACGAGCUGUUGGAGGAGAAGGACCGUCUCUCUCUGCAGGUGCAGAAGUUGUCUCUGGAUUGUGAGAUGUAUCAGCAGAAAAGCUCCGUGUUUCAGACUCAGUUUAGCGAGCUUCAGGCCGAGCGAGAUCGGGCGUACCUGUCCCGGGAUGAGGCGCAGGCACAGAUUGCGUGCAGUCUGGCGGAGAAGGACACGUUGAGAGCUCAGCUGGUGGAGCUACAGGAGGAGAUCUUCACCCUCAGAGCACAUAAGACACAGAGAAACUCGAGUCAUAGCAGCGAGCGGUCGAUCAGCUGGGACAGCGGUCGAGAUAUGAGCUGUGACAGUCCACCGUCCAGCCCCAUGCAUCGCCCCCGACUGCGCCGCAUGAACGCCAUGCCGCCCGGCUGCUCCAACAGCUUCGAGUACAUUAAACAGUACAUUGAUGAUGGGUUCAACAGUACCAGGUCCAGUUUGGUGGACCCUCCGUGUCCUGACUCCAUGCGCAGGAGAGACACAGACCCAGAGUUCAGCGAUCACAGUCCAGAUAUGAUUGACGAUUCUUUCUGUAUGCUCAACCUGGACCACGACUUUGGUCUUCUUUGCAAAGAUUUUUCAGGCAUGGGGAAAACCUCACCAUUAUCACCGUCUCCUGACUCCCCGGGAACAACCAGCGUGUCUCGGGCGUCUGCUCCUCCGUUCCUGGUGCGUUCUCGUCCUCAGGCUGUCCGCAUCACCGGCCGAGCUCUGACCCUGUCCUUCCAGGGGGAGGGGCUGCUGAGUCAGCUGGAGGUCAUCGGGGGCAACAAGACGGGUGUCUUCAUCCAUAACGUCACCCCAGGCUCACCGGCUCACAGCGUGGGCAUCAGCCCCGGGGCACAGAUCCUGGAGGUGAAGUUUCAGACAGAGCAGCGAGCUCUCCGCAUGCAUCUGGAAGAUUCCACCAUGGAGGAGGCUCUGUGGGCGCUCGGGCAGGUCAAGGGAACCUGCAGCCUCUCACUGCGUCCUAAACAAGAUGCCUAUCAGAAUCUUCUCCAGGAGCUGAAGAUCCGUGAGGUCACCUCAGGUGACUCCUUCUAUGUCCGAGUGAACAUGUCGCUGCCAGGGGGCGGGGCCGAAAUUCUGUCCGUCACUUGUAACGACAUCCUGCACGUGACAGACAGUCACUACGGCUCCGACGGCUACUGGUGGGCGAGUCACGUCCACGGCUGCCAGCUGAUGGACCUGAAGAGUGGGCGUGUGCCGAAUUUCUACAGAGCACAGAGGCAGUUAAUCCGAGCCAUCGAGGAUCUUUCCUUUCAACAUCAGGCACCCAGAAGGGUUGAGAGAGCGCAGGUGAAGCAGAAGGCUGUGCGGAUCGUCAGUACAGCUCGACAGGGCAGGAACCCGCUGUGGGUCAGUGUGGAAGAGGACAACAACACAAACUCAUCAAAUGAUGAAGGUAAGCCUACCUCAAUGAGCCUGAUGCCCUACACACUGGUGACUCCUCACUACCCCCCUGUGUGCCGCCCCGUCCUCCUGCUUCCCACAAUCCUCAGGGGCAUCGUACAUAAGCGACUGGCUGAGCAGAAGGGCUACCAGCUGUGUGAGCCAGAGACUCUGAGUGACUCGGAACACGCGGUGCGCAUGCAGAAGGGCGAGAUUCUGGAGGAGUGUGAGCCGAACACACACAGCUGUUACACCGUGCAGGGAGUCGAGAAGAUCAUGAAGCGUGGCACCCACUGUGUUCUCCCUCUAGGGUUGGACUGUGUACGGCGGCUGCAUCGCGCUGAGAUUUUCCCCAUCAUCAUCUUCAUCGCUUCUACAGAACGAAGUGCUCGCAGAUUCAAACAGAAACUUCGUCAGAACUACAUCACCGAGUCUCAGCUGCUGGAGUGCUCCUGGAACGAGGAGCCUCUGCUGGACAAGCUGCCCUGCCUGUAUCGCAGCGUUCCUCCCGAGAGCUGGAGCGACACCGCCGGCCUGCUGGACAACGUGCAGCACAUCAUCCAGGAGGAGCAGCGCAAGAUCGUCUGGGUCGAGCCGGACCUGUGGUGACCGACCAGCGCUAACUCAACACUACACAGAAGAAAGAAAAAAAAAACACUACAUACAUUCAAUUCCUGACUUCAGCCUCCGUUUGUCACAUGACCACUUCCCCUUUCGUGGUGUGUAAAUAUAUUAGAGAAGUUUUGAAAUCUGUGCCGAACAAACGGGUGUGAGAACCGUCCGGGAGAUUCAUGCUGAAUAUCUCAGUCUGGAUGAAAAGAGAAAGAGAAAAACAUCUCUUGUAUGAUGUCACACAUCUGAUGUAUGGUCCAUGAGGAACAGAGCUUAUUUCUUUAUUAUUAUUAUUCAUAUAAAUAUCUUCAUGUUAAUGUUAUUUGCUGGUGUUGGUUAGGGAGCCGAACAAGUGAAGUGGAAAAUCUCACUAAAGUUUAACAUCUGGAGUUUAAUAUUUCAUAUUUUUCUGCCUCUCUUCUGUUACUUUGAAGAAAUUCAGAUUAAUAUAUAAAGGUUUUGCUAGCAUGCAGUAAUGCCUGGAAUGAAGGGAAUGAAGACGCGUGUGUGUGUGUGUGUUUGUCGAACAGGGUUUUUCCCUUUACUACAUUUGUUCUAUCCUUUAUUCCAGUUAGACUCUUCGUGCUGUUGGGUUCGUUCUGAUAGACACUUAUAUUUAGCAGGGAAAUUUUUUUUUCUUUUUUUGAGUUUGUCCCAGCCUGAAAUGUUUGCACUGUUAUCAUGAUGUCUGAGUAAACAUCUGGACACGUCUGCUGGCUCUAGGGCUAAUUCUUAAAAAAAAAAGAAAAAAAAAAGAAUCAGAAA